CGUCUGUCGAUCGGAGCGCCGCGACACGCGCGCGAGUCGCAUUAUACUUAAACUCAUUCGGCCAAUUUGGCAACGCACUGGCGAUAGAAAAUAAAUGGAAAUGCAAAGAAAGGGAAAUAACGAGAAGAACCGGGCCGGCGCACAGCAAGUUGACACAAUAAAUUGAAAGUCCAGGCCGACUGGGUGAUGUAUAGCCGGCGCAAGCUCGCAGCGUAAAAAGGUCGAGUGGGAGGAAGCAGCGGCGGGCAAGAGCGGCUUAAGCUGCGUUAUGUCACAGACGCGCGCGCGCCCUCGCGCCGAUAGCAUCGUCGGAGCGCUCCGCUGCUGGCUAUUUUUCGUCGACUUUCCCGGGGCCUGCACGUGCUUGCAAUACAGCGCCGGCAUCCCCGACAAGUGCGCUGUCGCUUGGCACGGCGAGGCACUACGUUGCGUGCAUACCUGUCUCCUCGUUUCUUUGCUUUUGCCGUGGUCGAGCUUGCGCCCACCCGCUGCAGAUGUACACCCGAACCGCGCGACUUCCAAUUGUCAGCGAGAAUCGCCGAGCGCUUGGCUUCGGAUCGUCGGUCAUAUAUAAAACUGCACUUUGCAGAGGAGGGAUUAGCCAAGCAGGUUCAAGGUGGACUUUGAACAGUGCCACAAAGGUAAUGGAGCUUAAUUGAACGAAAAUCACCGUACAUUAGGAACGUGAAGCAAAUACCACAGAACUCAGAAUAUCUAAUCACAGCUGAACUAGUUGACUAGCUGGCAACGUUAGUAAAAUGUCCCCGUUAGUUUUGGGCAUAGACGUGGGCACGACGUCCGUCAAAGUUGUGAUUGUUCAGAAGGAGACUCAGCUAAUCUUAGCCAAUCAAUCGAAGGAUACACAGGCUAACGUACCAAGUGACUUGGGCAUCGAAGGGAACAAGCAAGACGUGCCCAAGAUUCUCUCGGCCAUCCACAAUUGCGUGUCACGUCUGCCCAAGGAUCUUCUCAAACAGGUAGACAGCAUUGGGAUAUGCGGGCAAAUGCACGGAGUGACGCUGUGGCAGCUGCCGCAGGAAUGCUCGUACAAGGAGAACGGCGAGUUCAAGCUGGACAUCGACAAAGACACCGUGUCGAAUUUGUAUACGUGGCAGGAUGGACGCUGCGACACCAGCUUUCUCAACUGCUUGCCCAAAUCCAAAAGCCACUUACCUGCUCACACUGGCUACGGCUGUGCCACGCUCUUCUGGUUCGCCAAAAACAAACCGGAAAAAUUGGAGAAGUACGCGCGAUGCGGCACGGUUCAAGACCUGGUAGUGAGUCUGCUGUGCGGCAGCGACGAGGUGAAGAUGAGCACGCAAAGCGCAGCGAGUUGGGGUUAUUUUCUCACCGAGGAAAAGCGCUGGGACACGGAAGCAUUGGAAUCCGAUGGGUUCCCGUUGAGACUCUUGCCUAGCGAGAUCCUUACCCCUGGACAGCCAGUUGGUACUUUGGCGCACAACUGGUUUGGCGUUCCUGCUGGUGUUACGAUAGGAGUAGCGCUGGGGGAUUUGCAGUGCUCCGUCUAUGCAUUACUCAAAGAGCCGACGGACGCGGUGAUGAAUAUUUCAACUUCGGCUCAGCUGGCCUACGUGCAUCCAAGCUUCAAGCCACGCGUCGGCAGCAGUUCAGACAAAAUCGAGUACUUUCCGUACUUCGACGACAAAUACCUUGCGGUAGCAGCAUCGAUGAACGGAGGCAACACGUUGGCCACUUUCGUCAAAUCGCUGCAACACUGGACUCUGGAAUUAGGAUUUUCAGUGCCUCAAUCCAAAGUCUGGGAGAAAUUGAUAGCGCUGGGCAACGACGACAAUACGGCCAUUUCGGACAUGACGAUAGUACCAACGCUGCUUGGCGAGCGUUACGCACCCGAUCAAACGGCCAGCGUAACGGGCAUUACCCUCGACACUCUUCACUUGGGCAACAUAUUUCGGGCGCUCUGCUCUGGAAUUAUACGCAACAUGCACAAUAUCAUGUCGAAGGACGAGUUGGGAACUAUGGGAAUAACCCGGAUUGUAGGCAACGGCUCGGGUCUAGUACGUAAUCCAGUGCUUCAGAAAGAGGUGUCACAUUGGUACAGUUUGCCACUCGAGCUUGGACAUACCGGUGAUGCAGCUCUGGGCGCUGCAUUUGCCGUCAUUCGUCACAAUAGUCACUGAAUGUAUCA
Phymastichus coffea is the source of this 2167-nucleotide messenger RNA. Its product is annotated as sedoheptulokinase-like. Gene Ontology annotation, biological process: carbohydrate metabolic process. Bases 759 to 2159 code for a protein of 466 amino acids. The transcript has 8 exons. The record is from RefSeq and is a predicted model, not a curated record. NCBI's taxonomy places the organism in Eukaryota, Metazoa, Arthropoda, Insecta, Hymenoptera, Eulophidae. Gene Ontology annotation, cellular component: cytosol. Gene Ontology annotation, molecular function: sedoheptulokinase activity.